Messenger RNA from Sturnus vulgaris (Common starling), 818 nucleotides. RefSeq names its product ermin (gene ERMN). Gene Ontology annotation, cellular component: paranode region of axon; myelin sheath; cell cortex. Gene Ontology annotation, molecular function: actin filament binding. The record is from RefSeq and is a predicted model, not a curated record. Gene Ontology annotation, biological process: regulation of cell projection organization; actin filament organization; morphogenesis of a branching structure. Lineage: Eukaryota; Metazoa; Chordata; Aves; Passeriformes; Sturnidae.
AUGACAGAAGAAGUGCCAGCUGCUGCCACCAUGCCGGCGUGCAACGGGAGCCUUCCCCCGGGGCACGGCCCGCUCCAGAUCACCGGCGGCAUCGAAGAAAUUCCAAAUUCUGUUGGGACAGUCCCGUACGCAAAUGCGGACACGAGCCCUGACACUUCACCUGCAAAGGAAAGUCCGGAGGAAACUAGAAACUCCUUGGCAGAGGACAUCACUCCUGAGAGUUCUGCUGGAGAGAAGCGAUGCCAAGAAAAGCGAGAGGAGAACGUUGGGACACUACAGCAGGGAGCAGCGGAUAUCCAGGACACAGGGACCAAUGGCCAGGGAUCGGGGGAAGGGCCAGGUGGCACAGCGGGCACGGAGACCCUGCCGGGCAGCGCCGAGCCCCGAGGGAAUGCAGAGGAGGCGGAGGAGGAAGAGGAGGAGCAGGACACGGAGGAAGAUGAGGUUCAGGUGAUUGAAAUCAAGAAGGAGAACAGCGAGGGGCCCGGGCGGCAGCAGCCCGACAAGCAGGCAUCGCCCCCGGGCAGCCCCGAGCGCAACUCCACGCUGGGGAAAGGCGGCGAGCAGCCCGGCCUGGGGAAGAAGAACGACAUCUCCAGACACAGCUACUCCAGGUACAACACCAUCUCGUACCGGAGGAUCCGCAAAGGAAACACCAAGCAGCGGAUCGACGAGUUCGAGUCCAUGAUGCACUUAUGAACUGAGGGGGGAGUGCCGAGCCUUUGCUCUGGCCUCGGUUUCAUUUUAUUCCCCCAAAACCUGUUCUCUUCACACCACACAAGGUCACUGCUUUUCUUCUUUUUGUAUAUGAUUUAUAA